Messenger RNA from Pseudomassariella vexata, 1478 nucleotides. RefSeq names its product Tho complex subunit 7-domain-containing protein. The transcript has a single exon. The coding region runs from base 107 to 1207 and encodes 366 amino acids. Lineage: Eukaryota; Fungi; Ascomycota; Sordariomycetes; Amphisphaeriales; Pseudomassariaceae. Gene Ontology annotation, cellular component: THO complex part of transcription export complex. Gene Ontology annotation, biological process: mRNA processing. The record is from RefSeq and is a predicted model, not a curated record.
AGCAAUCAAUCACAAUAGCUUUUGAACGCCCCAACCUCAAUCUCAACAUCAGUUCACACGUAUAUCCGCAUCACUUAAUCCCGAUUCGCCUGCCACAACUGCAGCCAUGACGACACUUCAGUAUGGUCUUCUAGAUGAGCGCGAGGAGCAAGAAUUACAUAAGACCCGCCUCCUUAAUGUGGAAGACAAGCCCUUCAAGCGCGUCACCAAACGCCUGAUUGCACCAGGCGCCUUCACCAACCCCAAGCUCAAUAUUCUGCCUACACCUCCGCCCGAAGCAGCAGAUGGAAGCAGUCAUGAUGAUGCUGCCUCAUCGCCGACCAACUCCGCUUCCGCCACCACCACAAACGUGACCGCCCUCAAGGAAGACAUCACGCUCGACUUCGCCGCCUUCGACUCCGCCAUUGCGCGCCUGCAAUUCCUAGCAACAGCCAACGCGGCGGAGCGCGAGCGCUACGCCGCGGACCGGCUGCGCAUCCUCGAGACGAUGGACUCGGUGCGCAACAACAACGCGGCGCUGCGGGUGCAGCUGGACGAGGCCAAGGCGACGCUGGCGCAGCGCAAGAAGUUCGACGAGCUGGCCGACAAGAUCACGAGCAACAGGAUGCUGCGCACGCGCGCCGAGCAGCACGUGAGCCUGGCUAAAUUGCAGGAGGAGUGCGAGGAGCUCGCGAAGGAGAGCCAGACGUACAGCGGCACGUGGCGCGAGAGGAAGGAGCAGUUCGACAAGCUGGUCGAAGAGGGUGUGCACCUGCGCAAAAUUAUCCGUGAUGAGAAGGAGGAGGUUGAGAGACGAGAGGGCAUGGAUGAGGAUGGCGAGGAUGAUGCAGGGACACCUAGCAAGGAGCAGAGUGGGAAUGGUACACCUAGACCUGGAAGCAGUUCGGGUCGGACGCCAAGGCCGGAUAGCCCAUCUGGCGGCGAGGGUCUGAAGGCACGGCCAGAUCCAGCUGAGGGGUUCUCGCGAUCAGGCAGUCAAGCACCGAGUCUGCGGGCUGGAAGCAGCCCGAAACCUAUGAGUCCUGGAGCUGGAAGUCAGGCACAGAGGGAAGAGCCGGAGGAGGGUGAGGACGUGGAGAUGGGCGAGUCGACGCAAGCUGUCGAUACACCUAUGGCUGGCGGUACUUCAGAAGACACUCCUCAGAUCACGGUGGACGCACCCGCAGUCGAAGGGGAAAAGGAAGGGGACAAGAUGGAUAUCACUUGAGCUCGGAUGAAUGCCAAUAAUCAGAGACUAGGACUUUCCAAGAGGUGAUAACCCCUAAUUGAUUGUGGUGUAGGGGGGCAGGGCGGUGUUCGGGCAACGGCGAUGCUUGGCGAGCUCAAAUAAGCAAGGAAGACGGCAAGAAUAAUCAUAGCUAUACCCAAAUGCAAAGAGGAAUAUCAUCGCGGCCAGUUGCCUCUGCUAUAAACACUUUGCCCUCCCAUGUCCUUUAAUCCGACGCCGAAUGGUAUCAUCUCAUCUCAUCUCAUCUCAU